This is a messenger RNA of Hyaena hyaena (striped hyena), 2730 nucleotides long. RefSeq names its product RNA 2',3'-cyclic phosphate and 5'-OH ligase (gene RTCB). The record is from RefSeq and is a predicted model, not a curated record. The coding region runs from base 223 to 1740 and encodes 505 amino acids. NCBI's taxonomy places the organism in Eukaryota, Metazoa, Chordata, Mammalia, Carnivora, Hyaenidae. The transcript has 12 exons. Gene Ontology annotation, cellular component: tRNA-splicing ligase complex; nucleus. Gene Ontology annotation, molecular function: RNA ligase (ATP) activity. Gene Ontology annotation, biological process: tRNA splicing, via endonucleolytic cleavage and ligation.
AAAUAUCCGAAAAAAUAAGCACUAGAGGGCAGUCUAACUUUACCCGAGAAAAGCGAUUGGCCCCACGAGUUUCGAGCCUCGGCGCUUGCCGUCGCCCAUCCUGCGGCGGAGCCGGCCGCGCCUGCGCGUUGACUGCUGGAAGGUGGCCCUUCAGGCUGUGGGACAGCGCGGCAGUUGCUCUUCAAAGCGGAGCUGGGACUUUUCGCCACCGUUGCCGCCAACAUGAGUCGCAGCUAUAAUGAUGAGCUGCAGUUCUUGGAUAAGAUCAAUAAAAACUGCUGGAGAAUCAAGAAGGGCUUCGUGCCCAACAUGCAGGUUGAAGGAGUUUUCUAUGUGAAUGAUGCUCUGGAAAAAUUAAUGUUUGAGGAAUUAAGAAAUGCCUGUCGAGGUGGUGGUGUUGGUGGCUUCCUGCCAGCCAUGAAACAAAUUGGCAACGUGGCAGCCCUGCCUGGGAUUGUUCAUCGAUCUAUUGGUCUUCCUGAUGUCCAUUCAGGUUAUGGGUUUGCUAUUGGGAAUAUGGCAGCCUUUGAUAUGAAUGACCCCGAAGCAGUGGUAUCCCCAGGUGGUGUCGGAUUUGACAUCAACUGCGGAGUCCGCUUGCUCAGAACCAAUUUAGAUGAAAGCGAUGUCCAGCCAGUGAAGGAGCAGCUCGCCCAGGCUAUGUUUGACCACAUUCCUGUUGGGGUGGGAUCAAAAGGUGUCAUCCCCAUGAAUGCCAAAGACUUGGAGGAGGCCUUGGAGAUGGGUGUGGACUGGUCCCUAAGGGAAGGCUAUGCCUGGGCUGAAGACAAGGAGCACUGUGAGGAGUACGGAAGGAUGUUGCAGGCCGAUCCCAACAAGGUCUCCGCAAGGGCUAAGAAAAGAGGCCUUCCUCAGUUGGGGACCCUGGGAGCAGGCAACCACUAUGCAGAAAUCCAGGUUGUGGAUGAGAUUUUCAAUGAGUACGCUGCUAAGAAAAUGGGCAUUGACCAUAAGGGACAGGUGUGUGUGAUGAUCCACAGCGGGAGCAGAGGCUUGGGCCACCAAGUAGCCACAGAUGCACUGGUUGCUAUGGAAAAAGCCAUGAAGAGAGACAAGAUCAUAGUCAAUGACCGGCAGUUGGCUUGUGCUCGGAUCGCUUCCCCAGAGGGUCAGGACUACCUGAAGGGAAUGGCAGCUGCUGGGAACUAUGCCUGGGUCAACCGCUCUUCCAUGACCUUCUUAACUCGUCAGGCUUUUGCCAAGGUCUUCAACACAACUCCUGAUGACUUGGACCUGCACGUGAUCUAUGAUGUUUCUCAUAAUAUUGCCAAAGUCGAACAGCAUGUGGUGGAUGGAAAGGAACGGACGCUGUUGGUGCACAGGAAAGGAUCCACCCGAGCUUUUCCUCCUCACCAUCCCCUCAUUGCUGUUGAUUAUCAACUCACUGGACAACCAGUGCUCAUUGGUGGCACCAUGGGCACCUGUAGUUACGUUCUUACUGGCACUGAACAGGGCAUGACUGAGACCUUCGGAACAACUUGUCACGGAGCGGGCCGUGCACUGUCCCGAGCAAAAUCUCGACGUAAUUUAGAUUUCCAGGAUGUCUUGGACAAACUGGCAGAUAUGGGGAUCGCCAUCCGCGUUGCCUCACCCAAACUGGUUAUGGAGGAGGCUCCUGAGUCCUAUAAGAACGUGACCGACGUGGUGAACACCUGCCAUGACGCCGGCAUCAGCAAGAAGGCCAUUAAACUGAGACCGAUUGCCGUGAUCAAAGGCUAGAGCACCCACCACAGCCACCGAGCGCCACCGCCCCUCACAGCACGGAGGUGGACUGAAACGCUCCUCAGACACCAGACUUGAGACCUGACGGUUCCAAAUUGUGCAGCUAUGACUGCCUGUCGCAAAGCGGCUGGCAGGCGGCUGCUGCUUUCAGGAGCCAGUGUUGCAACGUUACGUUCCGGGAAGAGUCCUGCUGCCCUCUGUUGGCAAGGGUGGCUAUGCUUCCUCCCUGACUGCCCCACAGGUUUAGGAAAAUCUAUUAGAAGGGGGUGCACAUAGGCCAAGAUACUGCCUGACUCAGUCCUGUAAGUCUUUACUCAUCAGAAUGAACCUUUUAACACCGAGCUUUGUUUACAUUCUGAGGGGUGUCAUGAAGAACAUCCUAUUAACUAAGAAAGUUUUGAAACCUUUCCUUGCCCUCCUCUUGUCAGUUGGUCCAUUUAUCCACGCAUCUGCCUCCUUCCCUGAUCCUAAGCACCGCUCUCACUUUGGAAAGUACCCACAGAGUCCUAUCCGGAUAUUAGAUGAAUGGAUAAUGGGACAUACUGAGCAGGGAAUGAGUAUGUGGGUGUAGGAAUAGGAGCCCAAAAGAAAAUAGUUUUUUAUAGACUUGGUACUUUUCUCCUUCUAAAUAUGAGGCAGAGUUUUGGCUUACCUGCACAGUGGCACCAGCUGGUAUCUGCCAUUAAUUGGGCCUGGUCUGGUAGGCUGUUCGUGGGUGAUGCCUUGCACGGCAGCAGCAGUGAACUCUCACAUCAUACCAACUGUCUUAUGUUUGUGAUUGAGUUAAUACAAAUACAUCGAAUGGCCACAGCUGUGAUGUCAGCAGGUGCUCUGUUUGACAGCUUGACUGGUCUUGUGCCACCUAGUCAGAUUUGUGCUUUGUACUGUUGACACCUGAGGUGUUAAAGUUACAGGUUACUAAGGCCUUUGAGUCCAAACAGCCAGUAAAAUAGAAAAAUCUAAUAAAGUUACAAUAUGUUGUUUAUA